AUGUACUCCGGGAACUGCAGCAAGAGCAGCGGCCUGGAGCCGACGCCGGGGGAGCAUCAGGACUUGGAGCAGCGGCAGGGGACGGCGGACACGGGGCCGCCCUUCAGCGCCAGCACCUACGAGCUGCUCGCCCUGCUGAUCGCCACCAUCGGCAUCCUGGGCUUGUGCAACAACCUGCUGGUGUUGGUGCUCUAUGCCAAGUUCAAGCGGCUCCGCACGCCCACGAACCUCUUCCUGGUCAACAUCAGCCUCAGCGACCUGCUCGUGUCGCUCUUCGGCGUCAGCUUCACGUUCCUCUCCUGCCUCCGGAACCGCUGGGUCUGGGACGCGGCCGGCUGCGUGUGGGACGGCUUCAGCAACAGCCUCUUCGGAAUUGUUUCGAUUAUGACGCUCACUGUCCUGGCCUAUGAACGUUACAUUAGAGUAGUGCAUGCGAGAGUGAUUGAUUUCUCGUGGUCUUGGCGGGCGAUCACAUACAUCUGGCUGUACUCGUUAGCCUGGACUGGAGCACCUCUUCUUGGCUGGAACCAUUACACACUAGAAAUACAUGGACUGGGUUGUUCAGUGGACUGGAGGUCAAAAGAGCCCAAUGAUUCUUCCUUCGUCCUCUUUUUCUUUCUUGGUUGUCUAGUGGUGCCAGUUGGGAUCAUGGCCUACUGCUAUGGGCAUAUUCUUUAUGCAAUACGAAUGCUUCGUUGUGUUGAAGACUUGCAGACUGUCCAAGUGGUCAGAAUCCUAAGAUACGAGAAGAAAGUGGCAAAAAUGUGUUUUUUAAUGAUAACCACAUUUCUCAUUUGCUGGAUGCCUUACGCUGUGGUCUCUCUUCUAAUAGCUUAUGGGUAUGGUCGUCUUAUAACACCAACUGUGGCUAUUGUUCCUUCCUUCUUUGCCAAAUCAAGCACUGCCUACAAUCCAGUCAUCUAUAUUUUCAUGAGCAGAAAGUUUCGCCGAUGCCUUGUGCAGCUCUUCUGUGUUCGCCUCCUGAGAUUCCAGAGGAGUUUGAAAGACAGACCAGCAGCAGGAAAUGAAAAGCCGAUCAGGCCCAUAGUUGCGUCUCAGAAGGCGAGAGACAGGCCGAAGAAGAAAGUGACUUUCAGCUCGUCCUCGAUUAUUUUCAUUAUUACCAGUGACGAAACUCAACAAAUAGAUGACAGUACCAAAUGCCCAAGCACAAAAAUCAAUGUGAUCCAAGUGAAGCCACUAUAGCAAGCAUUGGUCAGCAGCUGUCUCAGUUUGAGAGGAGUUCAGCUAACAAAACCCAUUUGGUUUAAAAACUUUUCUUUGUGGGGCACCCAGGCAAGCACCAUCUUUGAGGUAUGAAGUAUGGAAGUAAUUCAAGCUCAUUUACUUGGGAGUAUGUCCUACUGAACUUGAACGGGCUAACUCCUUAGUAGCAAUGUGUAAGAUUGCAGUCUUCGUGACUGAAAGCACCUUGGCACAUGAAUUGUGAUGACUGUAUUGAAACAACAGCUGAAAGAUGUGUUUCUUUUUUACUUAGAAUAUUUAUUUUUCCAUAUUGUGUCUUGAUUACUUAGCACUCAAUGCACUGUAGCCAUACCAGGGAAUUAAAAGAGCUUCUUAAGUAAGCGGUCAUUUCUUCCAGAGUCUCAGUAAUCAUUAUGCUUUUCAGCAUUUUCAACAUUUCAGCGUCUUAAUAGCUGC
This is a messenger RNA of Varanus komodoensis (Komodo dragon), 1662 nucleotides long. RefSeq names its product opsin 3 (gene OPN3). Gene Ontology annotation, molecular function: G protein-coupled receptor activity. The transcript has 4 exons. The record is from RefSeq and is a predicted model, not a curated record. The coding region runs from base 1 to 1206 and encodes 401 amino acids. Gene Ontology annotation, biological process: G protein-coupled receptor signaling pathway. NCBI's taxonomy places the organism in Eukaryota, Metazoa, Chordata, Lepidosauria, Squamata, Varanidae. Gene Ontology annotation, cellular component: membrane; photoreceptor outer segment.